Rodentolepis nana is the source of this 1080-nucleotide messenger RNA. Lineage: Eukaryota; Metazoa; Platyhelminthes; Cestoda; Cyclophyllidea; Hymenolepididae. The record is from the annotation of a GenBank genome assembly.
GCCGGAGCAAGGAAAAGUAAAGCUAUGUUGGUUGGAUCAGUCGAGGAAGACUGCACGCAGUACCUCUUCCUCUGGGCUCUCAUAACUGGAAGAUUUGAAAUUGCCCAGUUCCUUUUAUUGACUCAGACAGACAUAAGUGCUGGAGCUCUAUUUGCGGCUACCUUUCUUCGACGUUUGGCCGAUAUCACUCGACAGACCACAGAUAGCGAAGAGCAAAGAUUUCAAGCUAGAGAGUUUGAACUACUGGCUGUGUCGAUAUUGGAGGCCUGUUACUUCAGUAACAAAGAGAAUACAAUGCAAUUGUUAGUGAUGGAGAGAAGAAGCUAUGGCAUGCUUUCCUGUAUGAUGAUAGCCUCGGAAGGGGAUUGUCGAGAUUUCAUGCAGCAUUUAGCCUGUCAAGAAUAUUUAGAUCGUGUAUGGGCUCACACUCUCCAAAUCAAUAGUUCUUCAUCUCAAUUCCUUUUUAGUUUAGUUGUAGGAACACUCUGUCCUCCUCUUGUUCCAUAUUUUGCCGAAUACGAUGAAUCGAAGUAUGGCAAGCAGAUCGAUCAGCCAGAAGCGGAAAAGAAGAGGAAGUUUACCGUUCGAUGUUACCGACGAAAAUUGAAGGAUUUCUAUCUGGCUCCAUGUGUUCGACAUGCAUACCAACUUUUAGCCAUGGUUCUCCUGUUCACUUUGUUCGUCAUCGACUUGGAAGUGGAACUUACCUUCAGUAGUCCAUUCAUGUGUUUCAUUUUAGGAUUUCUUAUAUUUUUGGCGACAGUCCAUACCCUCGAAUUUUUCAGAAUUGUCAUUUUAAACUGGAUUUCUUUUCCAUUGUUUAUCGCGGAACCAUAUAACAAACUCAUUAUUGUCGCUAUUUUCGGUUACGUUUCUGGCACAACUAUUCAAAUCCUCAUUCAUACUGUUGUACCAAAGACGUACUUUCUGGAGCAGCUAAGUCAAAUCUUCAUCGUAAUGUCCAUUUUCUUCCCUUUCAUCAAAAUUUUGCGCCUCCUUUCCAUUGGAAGGUACAUUGGAUCGAAGAUGCAGAUGAUUAGCCAAAUGGUAAGUAAUUGGUAUUUCGAAAUGGAAGAUUGA